This is a messenger RNA of Oncorhynchus gorbuscha (pink salmon), 2404 nucleotides long. RefSeq lists its product as uncharacterized. Lineage: Eukaryota; Metazoa; Chordata; Actinopteri; Salmoniformes; Salmonidae. Bases 761 to 1687 code for a protein of 308 amino acids. The record is from RefSeq and is a predicted model, not a curated record. The transcript is spliced from 4 exons.
UUGCUAGCUAGCCUGCCUAGUAAGGUUGGCUUCAUAGCAAUCACAGAAAAAUAAAGUGGUGACAGCUGCAUAGAAGUACGGUAUUUGACAAGAGUUAAAGGGUAUAUUGGGAGGUGGUGUCCCGUCCCCCAGGCCGUUUGCAUGGUGUACUGUACUACCUGAUAGGAUCAUGUAGUGGAAUGGUAACGUUAGUGGGUUUUUAAUGAGUGUAGGUGGCAGCUGCAGAGAAAUACCUUGGCGUACGAGAUUUUACUGCAGAAGAAGUAAUGGGGGAUUUUAUUGAAAUAGGGGUAUAUACUGUAGGUGUAGGGUUAGUUGGUGGAUUUAUUUAUUUUAGGAACAGGAAUAAUGAGAAUUGAAUGUUGGUAGGAAAUGACUGGCCUCAAUUUUUAGUACAGCAGCGGUGUAUGUACAUUUAAAUUGUAUGCGAUAGGCCAAUCCCGAAGAAGGAGAAUCAAAUCAAAUGUAUUUAUAAAGCCCUUCUUACAUCAGCUGAUAUCUCAAAGUGCUGUAUAGAAACCCAGCCUAAAACCCCAAACAGCAAUGCCGGUGUAGAAGCAAUGCAGAGAAGAGGCUAGCUGGCUUGUGCUUGUAGUCAAAUAAUAUAAAAAAAUAUGUUAAACGAAAUCGUUUUUCGUGCGCGUGUAGCGUCCGUUAUGGAAACUUUAACAGCAGCAGCCGUGCGAGCAGUGUGUCUAAUAAUGGAAGAAAGCUACGCUGCUCUACGUGUAGCCAUGAACCGAACAGGAAGCCCCUGACGAUGGAGAAGGAGACUGUGCAAGCAUUUAACCCAUGCCGUUCUCCUGAUCGUAUACAAAUGGAAGGUUUGAGAAAGACCCCUGUUGAUGAACAGCAGGAUGAAGACGAGGCCAGCGGUGCUGAUAUGGAAGAUGAUCCCAUGGACCAUGAUGAUCUCACAGGUCAUGAUGAUUACACUCCACUGUUACCGAUGUCAUCGCAAGGACCAUCACAGCCUGUUAAACCAAAGACCACAUCCUCUCUGGUUAAGCUUACGGAAGAUGAGGUGCACCAUUCUAUUGUUCCUGUCAAUUCUCUACUAUCACUCACAAGAUGCACAACCUGCUGCAAAUUGUUCCACUGUCCACUUUGUCUCAGCUUUAAACCAACCAAACGCUCAAGAUUACAGCGCCAUGUUGAUGUGCACCUGAAAAAUGCGGUGUCUUUCAAAGAUAAAAAGAUUUGCAAAUGCAAUUUGGACUGUAGGACAGAUGGCCAUUAUCACUGCCCCCAGUGUGAGAGAACUAUCAUCAGGAGGGAUGCCAUGACAAGUCAUCUGCUGUUGUGUCAAGGGGCUUCCGCUCCUGUUUCAUCAGCUGUACUGCCCACACCUGCUGUAAACCAGCGUAUUCAAAUCACCACCCAUAUCCAACUGCCUCAUAGUCCAGCCUAUAGGACUCUGACGACUAUGUGUGAUCACUGUGGCUUUGUGCUCCUGAGAAAGAACUUGAAGCAGCACCUGCUGAGGAAACACCCGGAGAUAGCCACUCCAUUGGAGGGAGCACAAUCAGAUCCUGUGUCUGUGGCACAACAACACGGCACCAUGAAACACGCUGAAGGGACCAGGCGGAGACGGAGACUGACCGCCACCUGCACCAUAUGUGGGCGUCCGGUGACCAUGAAGAACAUGCGAGCACACAUGAACAGAAAACACCCUGAUUCCUGGUAGAUGCCUGCUUUGCAAACAUAGGCAUUAUAGCCUGAUCCCAGAUCUGUUUGUGCUUUUGCCUUUUGUCAUUGAGAAGCAAAACAAUUUGGCCAAGGAAAAGAGUACAAGGAGUGGAAUGUUAGCAAAACAGGUUCUGGAUUUCAGGCUAUAGGCUUAAUGCAUCAACUACUUAAUUGAUGGCUGAGUUCUAUUAUAUAUUUUUUUAUAACAAAUCUUGUACAUUAAUGUUGUAUAUAUUUUUUUACCAUACAAAUAGAGAAAAUUGCAUUUGUUAAUCUGACCCUUCAGUGUUAUUGGGUUAUGUUUAUGACUUGGCUGCCAGUUCCAUUUCCAAGGCCUGAGUUCUGGUCUUGCAAACAAGCACAACAAACAAUUGGGGAGAAUUUAUAGAAUAUAAUUUAUACCACUAUAAACAUUUAGUUAUUUUGAACAUUUCUUGCAGUCUCUAUAACUUGUUAAAGUUGACUAUUGUACAAAGUAUGUUGAAAAGCUGGGGAAUCAUGCUCCACUCACUCACACCAAAUAAUGGUGGUUCAAAUCUAGGCUGUUAUAAUCAAGUUAUUUAGCUUAGAAUGUUAUAGCUGUAGAAAGGUACAUAGCAGCUCAUAAGAUCAAGAGGAUGAGAAUGUUUGAAAGUUUGUUCUGGCAGUUUGUCUUGUUGUUUUUGUUUAGUGGGAGAGAGAAAAAACGCCACUUACGCUGUUGGGAAAUGUAUUA